Gastrolobium bilobum is the source of this 1060-nucleotide messenger RNA. RefSeq names its product ethylene-responsive transcription factor 4-like. NCBI's taxonomy places the organism in Eukaryota, Viridiplantae, Streptophyta, Magnoliopsida, Fabales, Fabaceae. The transcript has a single exon. Gene Ontology annotation, molecular function: DNA binding; DNA-binding transcription factor activity. Gene Ontology annotation, biological process: regulation of DNA-templated transcription. The record is from RefSeq and is a predicted model, not a curated record. Bases 36 to 749 code for a protein of 237 amino acids.
ACUACACACGUAACUGCUCUGUUAUCGUUUUGGAUAUGCGAAACCCUUCAUCAUCAUCAUCCAUGGCUGUGAAGGAGAAGAUGAGUGUGAAGAACAAGAAGCCUUGCAAUGGCGCCAUCGAGGUUCACUUUAGAGGUGUACGGAAGAGACCAUGGGGACGUUACGCCGCCGAGAUCAGAGAUCCAGGCAAGAAGAGCCGCGUCUGGCUCGGCACCUUCGACACCGCCGAGGAAGCCGCUAGAGCUUACGACGCCGCCGCGAGGCAGUUUCGUGGCCCUAAGGCUAAGACCAACUUCCCUCCUCCUCCUCAUCCUUCUGAUACCAAAGAAAACCUCAACCACCAUGUUAACAACAACAACAACCAGAGCCCUAGCCAGAGCAGCACCGUUGAGUCGUCCACUCCGGAGCGUGAGGUCACGCGCCGACGUGACGUUGCCGGCGCGGUUAUGGAUCGGUUCCCGUUUCUCCAGCUGCAGCCGCAACUCGUGGCGUUUGGCGGCGGAGGUGGUGGAAGUGCGGUUGAUGGCAUGGUGACUCCCGUACGCCCGGUUUUCUUUCUUGACCCGGCUGGUCGAGCAGAGUUUCUGAGCCAGCGUUUUCCUGUCCGGUUCGAACCGGGACCGGUCGAGUUCACCACCGGGUUUAGCGGUGCGGUCCAGAGUGACUCGGAUUCAUCCUCAGUUGUUGAUUGUCAGCCCAAAAUUGCUCUCAAUCUUGAUCUUAACUUAGCUCCGCCAAUGGACGCUUAAUUUUUUAACUUUUUUUUUUUUUUUUUUUAAUUUUUACAUUUCACACCGUACCUAGAACAAAGCAGAAAGCAGAAGUGUUUUUUUUUUUUUUCCCUUACCCGAAGGUUAAUCUUUUAUUAUUUUGAGGAAGAUGGCUGUUAAUUACAUCCUUUGAUGUAAAUAAGUUAGUUUUUUUUUUUUAACCAAGUUAAAGAGUUUGAUCCGAAUUUCUCUGGAUCUCUUAUAAUUUUCUGUAACCUCUAAUAUGUGAUUCUGGCUGAUGUUAAUUUUCUUAUAAUGUAAUAAUUUUUGCUCUUUUGAGUUUUCUGCAA